AUGGCGCCUGUCAAAAAACCGAAGAACGUUCUAAAAACAAUGGACAAACCGAUCGAGAAACCGAUAUUGAAAAAUAAAAAUAAAACUUCGAAAAAGAACAGUCGUAAUUUCGCGAGUUACGUCUACAAAGUAUUGAAAUCUGUGGUAGAAGACAGAAGUAUUGGUAUUUCAAAGACAUCUAUGCUUAUUAUGAAUAACUUCGUGAAUGAUAUGAUUGAGAAGAUAGCUGAGGAAGCUGGGAGAUUAGUUCUCCACUCUAAGAGAAGUACAUUAGGUGGCGGAGAAAUACGAACAGCUAUAAAACUGCUGAUUCCCGGAGAAUUAGCUAACCACGCCAUGAUUGAGGGUACUAAAGCUGUUAAAGCAUAUUAUGACAGCAAAGAAGCAUCUGACAAUAUUGAUUAA
Molecule: messenger RNA, 405 nt
Organism: Papilio machaon (common yellow swallowtail)
Lineage: Eukaryota; Metazoa; Arthropoda; Insecta; Lepidoptera; Papilionidae
Product: late histone H2B.L4
Exons: 1
Coding region: 1-405 (134 amino acids)
Cellular component (GO): nucleosome
Molecular function (GO): DNA binding; structural constituent of chromatin; protein heterodimerization activity
Source: RefSeq, a predicted model, not a curated record